CACCAUGGAGUGCCACCGCCUCGUCCCGCUGCUUCUGCUGCUCGGCCUCCUCGCCGGAGCGGCAGCGACCACCGGGGCCGAGGCGCAGUCGUGCGAGCCCACCACCCUCGCCACCCAGAUCGCGCUCUUCUGCGCCCCCGACAUGCCCACGGCGCCCUGCUGCGAGCCGGUCGUCGCCUCCGUCGACCUCGGCGGCGGAGUCCCCUGCCUAUGCCGCGUGGCGGCCCAGCCGCAGCUCGUCCUCGCCCGCCUCAACGCCUCCCACCUCCUCGCGCUCUACACCGCCUGCGGAGGACUGCGCACCGGGGGCGCCCACCUCGCCGCCGCCUGCCAAGGUCCGUCACCCCCCGCCGCCGCCGUCAUCGCCCCGCCGCCCGCCUCCCCUCGCCGCAAGCAGCCAACCCGCGAGGCCCCUCCCCCGCCGCCGCCGCCGCCGAGCGAGAAGCCGUCCCCGCCGUCUCAGCAGCAGCCCGGCGGCUCCGUCCAGGGCAAGGCCGUCCCCACCCGUCCGGCCACCCCCUCGCAGCUGGUGCCGGCCGCCGCGCCCACGCCGCCGCGCUCCGGCGCCUCCGGCUCCAACGAGGGGCUGUGCACCUUCUCCACCGCCACGCUCAUCAUCUUUUUCGUCACCAUCCUCAUCCUGCUCGAAUGAGCCCGCCGCCAACCAUCGCCAGUGUCUGAGUUGAGCCCCUAGCAGCAGCAGCAGCAGCAGUAGUACUCGUCUUCGCGAUUUUGCUUCGGCCGUCGUCGUGGUCGUCGUAGUAGGACCAGUAGUCAUCGUAGUUCUGUUGCAUCUUUCCCGUGAUCGAUGGAGUCAGAAGAAGACGGACGUGAUCGUUGAUCUGGCAGUAGUACCGUAUGAUAUCCGUAGCAUGUUCGUGUGCCUCCUCGGUCUCAUUGUUUCUGGGCGAUCCAUCACUUGCCUGGGCGAGGUGAGCCGAAAGAGAGUCGAAUGUGGCCGAGAAGAACACUGUUGUUUCGCGUUAAUCUAGUUUCUGCAGUUGCAUUUCGCUUGCUGAUGAAUGAUGAUGGAAUGUUGGAUAUUCUGCUCCGUUUUUUGCUUG
Phragmites australis (common reed) is the source of this 1064-nucleotide messenger RNA. Its product is annotated as non-specific lipid-transfer protein EPAD1-like. The coding region runs from base 5 to 652 and encodes 215 amino acids. The record is from RefSeq and is a predicted model, not a curated record. The transcript is spliced from 3 exons. Lineage: Eukaryota; Viridiplantae; Streptophyta; Magnoliopsida; Poales; Poaceae.